Oryza brachyantha (malo sina) is the source of this 2909-nucleotide messenger RNA. RefSeq names its product serine/threonine-protein kinase OSR1-like. The record is from RefSeq and is a predicted model, not a curated record. Gene Ontology annotation, biological process: protein phosphorylation. Gene Ontology annotation, molecular function: protein kinase activity; ATP binding; protein serine/threonine kinase activator activity. Bases 177 to 2384 code for a protein of 735 amino acids. Lineage: Eukaryota; Viridiplantae; Streptophyta; Magnoliopsida; Poales; Poaceae. The transcript is spliced from 22 exons.
CUCUCUCUUUCUCGUUGCAGUCACCACUCCCCCCAGUCUCGUACGCGCGACACGAGUCAAACGUCGAGGCCACCGUCGUCGGCGAUCGCCGGAGGGAGGGCGGCACCGCGUGGCGGUCUCUCUGCCUGCGCCGCCCGGCCAGCGUGUGUGUGUGUGUGGGGGGGGGGGGGGAGGCCAUGGUGAGGAGCGGGAGCGUGCGGCGGUCGUCGUCCGCGGCCGCGGCGCCGGCCUUCACCGCGUCGCCCGGGGACUACCGGCUUCUGGAGGAGGUUGGCUACGGCGCGCACGCCGUCGUGUACCGGGCGGUGUUCCUGCCCUCCAGCCGGAUCAUCGCCGUGAAGUGCCUGGAUCUCGAUCGUGUUAACAGUAACCUCGAUGAUAUAAGAAAAGAGGCUCAAACAAUGAGCUUGAUAGAUCACCCUAAUGUCAUCAGGGCUUACUGCUCAUUUGUUGUGGAUCAUAACCUUUGGGUGAUCAUGCCAUUCAUGGCAGAGGGUUCAUGUUUACACCUGAUGAAGGUUGCAUAUCCUGAUGGUUUUGAGGAGCCUGUUAUCUGCUCUAUCCUAAAAGAAACACUUAAGGCUCUAGAGUAUCUCCAUCGACAAGGACAUAUCCAUAGGGAUGUCAAGGCGGGUAAUAUCCUUAUGGAUAGUCCUGGUAUAGUGAAGCUUGGGGACUUUGGUGUCUCUGCUUGUAUGUUUGACAGAGGCGAUAGGCAAAGAUCGAGGAAUACAUUUGUGGGAACACCAUGCUGGAUGGCUCCAGAAGUUCUCCAGCCUGGAGCAGGUUAUAAUUUCAAAGCUGAUAUAUGGUCUUUUGGAAUAACUGCACUGGAGCUAGCACAUGGCCAUGCUCCCUUCUCGAAGUAUCCUCCCAUGAAGGUUCUUCUCAUGACCCUUCAAAAUGCACCACCAGGCCUCGACUAUGACCGUGAUAAAAAAUUCUCAAAGUCUUUCAAGGAAAUGGUUGCAAUGUGCUUAGUCAAAGAUCAAACAAAGAGGCCAACAGCUGAAAAGUUACUAAAGCAUUCAUUUUUCAAGAGCGCAAAACUUCCAGAGCUGUCUGUGAAGAAUAUUUUAACUGACUUGCCCCCUCUAUGGGACCGUGUAAAAGCACUCAAGCUAAAAGAUGCAGCACAAUUGGCUUUGAAGAAAAUGCCUUCUUCUGAACAGGAGGCUCUUUCUAUGAGUGAGUACCAACGAGGCGUCAGCGCAUGGAACUUCGAUAUUGAGGAUCUAAAGGCUCAAGCAUCGUUGAUUCUUGAUGAUGAUCCACCCGAAAUAAAGGAAGAUGUUGACAGUGAUAGAGUAAACGAAGUGGUUAAGGAGCCAUCUUCUGGCAAUCAUUUUGGACAACCAACAAUUUUGAAUGGAAACUUCAGUGAACAAACUUGUGUCACUGCAGUAAGUCUAGUUGGGAAUACGCAUGAGGCAGACAGAGGAUUGGUUUCUGAACCUGGCAAUGCUGAUAGUGAAAAGAAGGUUGAUGGGUAUAAAAAACAAGGGUCAGAAAACGAAUCAUUACCCUCUACAUCAAAACAUGAUUCUGAAGGACAAAACAUCAGUAGUGGUGAAGAUCAACAAAAACAAAGGACUUAUUCUGGUCCAAUUUCGUGUUCUGGUAUACAUAAUAGAUCAGCAACGGAAAGUAGUCGCAUUUCUGAUAGGGAGGCAGCAGCUCUGUUAAUAUCUGAUAAAAAAAAGAGUGGUACGAAAAGAACUACAAAUCUCAGUGGUCCUCUUGCACUCCCUACUCGUGCUUCUGCAAAUAGUCUGUCUGCUCCUAUUCGGUCUUCCGGAGGCUAUGUGGGCUCCUUGGGAGAUAAGCCUAAACGUAGUGUAGUGGAGAUAAAAGGACGCUUUUCAGUGACAUCUGAGAAUGUGGAUCUUGCAAAGGUUCAGGAAGUUCCAACAAGUGGCAUUUCACGCAAAUUACAGGAGGGUUCUGCACUGAGAAAAUCAGCCAGCGUCGGUCAUUGGCCAGUGGAUGCUAAGCCAACAUCAAAUAGUCUUCACCGGAAGGAACUCUGCAAUGGUUCAGUGUCUGCAUCCAUUCUGAUUCCCCAUCUUCGGAAUCUUGUACAGCAGACCACAUUUCAGCAAGAUCUCAUUACAAACCUACUAAGUAGCUUGCAACAAAAUGAAAAAACUGAUGCAACCCAGUAUAGACUUGGUACUGUGGGCAGUGAUACGGGGGUCAAAACGUCUAUUUCUGAGGGAGAACGGUCAUUGCUUGUCAAAAUAUUUGAAUUGCAAUCUAGAAUGAUUUCUUUAACUGAUGAAUUGAUCACAACAAAACUGAAGCACGUCCAGCUACAAGAAGAGUUAAAAACACUGUACUGUCAAGAAGAAAUCAUCGACACCAGGGAGGAGGACAAUGCAUGACAUAUUGGCAUGCUAAGGUUAUGCCAGAUUUUUAGUAGUACAAGCAGUGUUCAGGCGAUUAAAAGUUUUGCCUGCACCGGCUCAUGCCUGGAAGCUUGGCUAAUCGGAUUCCAAGGUGUUUGGCGCGUUGUUUGGAAAGAGAGGAAAACCUAAGGUGCCAUGGAUUCGUCUUGGGAAUCUACAACGAACUCCUAAGGAGAUGAGAGCUUUUUGAGAUGUAUAGCAAGAAAGGUUGCUCGAUGAUUGCCAGCUUGGGCUUAUGUAUAUGUGUAUAUUUUGCUCGAUCUAUUUAUUUACUUGGGGCUUAGUUUAUUCAAGGACUAGUGUAAGGUGGUCAUGAAACUGCGGUAUCCACAUAGUAUUUCGGGCAUUGAGAUUUGAGAUGGCCAUGGGUGCCAAUCUUGGCCAAUAUAGUAUUAGCACCAAUGAGCUGCGAGACUGGAUGGUUGUAUUGUAUAAAACACCAGAAUAUAUUGUUUAUAUGUUAGCAUUAGCUACUAAUUUUUUGUCCAUUCUUCAAAGGGC